AUGCCUGACACACUCCACCCUGAGCUAAAACGGGCCCUGGAGGGGUACCGUCAACGGCGCCACUUCAACGCCCUGGAGUGGGUUGCCGGCAAGACCACCGCGUUAAACUGCUACAUGCGCGAUCACGGACUGACGGUCUGUGUGACAAAUGUGUCAGGGGGGGUUGACUCGGCCGUGGUGCUGGCGCUUUGCGCGCGCGCGAUGGGAUGUGCGGGGAGCCCUAUUGUGAAGAACGUGGGGGUUUGCCAGCCUAACCAAAGCAGUGAUUGGGCAUUGACCCGAGGAAUGGAGAACAUCGCGGCUUGUCAGGCCACGGCAGUCAUGGUCGACCAGACCCAUCUCCACACGGCGCUUUCGGGACUCGUCGAGGACGCGGUGGGGAUCCGGGCGAAGGACUUCGCGUCGGGCCAAUUGAGAUGCUAUAUGCGCACCCCGACGAUUUAUUACAUCAGUCAACUCUUCAGCCAGGAAGGUACUCCUGCAAUUGUGAUGGGCACCGGCAACAAAGACGAGGAUUUUUAUUUAGGCUAUUUUUGCAAGGCCGGUGACGGCGUCGUAGACUUGCAAUUGAUUUCAGAUCUUCACAAGAGCGAGGUGUAUUUAGUGGCGGAGGCCCUGGGGGUGCCGGAGAGCACUCGGCUUGCGCCCGCCUCCGCCGACCUCUGGGAGGGUCACACUGAUGAAGAUGAGCUAGGCUUUCCGUACGACUUUGUGGAGCUUUUUACGGGUUGGUAUAUCGAACAAAAUGAGACGACCAAGAUUGAUUUCAUCGAAGGUCUUAGCUAUGAGGCUCGUUGUCAAUUCAAAGCUUAUGCAAAGGCUUGUGAGGAUGUGCAUCGACGUAAUGCGCAUAAGCUAAGCGGAUUAGUUUCUUUAUAG
This is a messenger RNA of Phytomonas sp. Hart1, 879 nucleotides long. The record is from the annotation of a GenBank genome assembly. Lineage: Eukaryota; Euglenozoa; Kinetoplastea; Trypanosomatida; Trypanosomatidae.